Molecule: messenger RNA, 1131 nt
Organism: Anopheles marshallii
Lineage: Eukaryota; Metazoa; Arthropoda; Insecta; Diptera; Culicidae
Gene: Dr
Product: muscle segmentation homeobox
Exons: 2
Coding region: 1-1131 (376 amino acids)
Biological process (GO): regulation of transcription by RNA polymerase II; embryonic morphogenesis
Cellular component (GO): nucleus
Molecular function (GO): RNA polymerase II transcription regulatory region sequence-specific DNA binding; DNA-binding transcription factor activity, RNA polymerase II-specific
Source: RefSeq, a predicted model, not a curated record
AUGCUAAAAUCGUCAGGAAUGACUGUAACUCCGGUACGAAUGGCGAUGACCAGCCCGACGGUGCCCAUGCAGCAGAAAAGUAACACGCGGAUCAGCAACUUCAGUGUCGCGUCACUGUUGGCGGACACGCGGCCCAAAACGCCCAACUCCCACCAUGCCAUCAUCACCUCCGGCACCACCACCACGACCACCCCGACGCCCUCCCUCACCCCCCUCAGCCCGCUGAUGGUGCACGGUCCGCACGGUGUGCUGCACCAGGCGGCGAUGGCGAUGACGACCACCACCACGGCCCUACCCGGUGCGUCACCGUCCGGCGAUAUGCUGCCCGCGAAUCUGUCCUCGCACACGACCAGUUCCUCCUCGCCCCGGUCCCAGCACGAUGCCAGCUCGCUCAAGAACGUCGACACGGAUCGGGCCGACACACCGCACAGCCUGCUCGAAUCGGACGACUACGACUCGAACCACGACGAAGAGGAAGACUCGAUCGUGGACAUUGAGGAUAUGGAUCACGAGCUGAGCGAGAGCGGAUCGGGUCGCAAGGGCAGCGGUUCGCCGGGGUCUCCGUCGACGAUGGGGUUGCCGCACGGCUCACCACCGGCUGCCGCCCUAGCGGCCGCGGCCGGUCACGUACCGAUCCGGCCAACACCGUUCAGCGCGCUGGCAGCGGCAGCGGCGGCCUGGGGCGGUAUGAGCGGUGGUGUCCCGUGGCCCGGUGCUCGCCAGAUGCCACCGUUCGGCCCGCCCGGUCUCUUCCCGGGGCAAGGUUUCGGUGCCGGUCAGCUUGGUGGAGAUAACGAACCGCCUCGUAUCAAGUGCAACCUGCGGAAGCAUAAACCGAACCGGAAGCCUCGCACACCCUUCACCACCCAACAGCUCCUGUCGCUGGAGAAGAAGUUCCGCGAAAAGCAAUACCUCAGCAUAGCGGAACGGGCCGAGUUCAGUUCGUCGUUGCGGCUGACCGAAACGCAAGUGAAGAUUUGGUUCCAAAACCGGCGGGCCAAGGCGAAGCGAUUGCAGGAAGCGGAGCUGGAGAAGAUCAAGAUGGCUGCCCUCGGGCGAGCACCCGGCGCACAGCUGUACAUGGGCUACUUCCAUCCAAGCUUAAUGGGUGGCGCGAUGCAUCUGGGAUAA